AUGGCUUCAUUUGAAGAGCACAACAGAACGGGAGAAGCCCAAGGAACUGCUGCUGCUGCUGCUGCUGCUGCAGAAACAGCAGAAGCAACACAAGCAACAGCAGGAGCAGCAACAGCAGCAGCAGCAACAGCAACAGCAGCAACAACAGCAGCAGCAACGCAGGAAGCAGCAGACGGCCGCUGCCUUCAACUUUUGGAAUUCUCUCGGGCCCUUCAGGCGCUCUAUGACGCAGCAUCAGGCACGUCUGUUUCUUUUUCGCUGCUUUUCCCGUUGCUGGAUCGGCUGGCCCCGCGUUUGAUGUUAUCUGAGGCCCUUCUUCUAAUUGAAAAGAAGCAAAUACAACGAUACGCUGCUGCUCCAGCUGCUGCUGCUGCUACUGAUGCUGCUGCUGCUGCGGACGCUGCUGCUGCUGCUCCUCCUGGCUGCACUCGUUGCACACAUAGUAGCAGCAGCAACAACACCUGCAACUGCAAAAGUAGCGCCACCAGCAGCGCCCAGCUCCGCAGCGGCAGCAGCAGCAGCAGCAGCAGCAGCAGCAGCGGCAACAGCAGCAGCAGCAGCAGCAGCAGCUUUUGUCUGGUUUCCCUUAGUCAUCUUCAUUCCUUCAGCAGCUCUCGGAGGCCCCGCGAAGUUAGCGAGGCCACUCAAUAUAACCAGAGGUUUUUCAAACAGCUGCAGCAGCAGCAGCAGCAGCAGCAGCAAACACUGCAGCAGCAGCAGCAGCACCAAUCGGGUGUAAACCCAGGCGAGGACUCUGCGGCGGUGGUUUGUGGGGGGACAGCUUUGCAGCUGUAUAACGAGCAGCAGCAGCAGCUGCUGCUGCAGCAGCAACAACAGCAGCACCAGCAGCAAACACUGCAGCAGCCGCAGCAGCAACAGCAGCAGGAGCAGCAGCAACAAGCCACGCGUUGCAGCCGCUGGAGCCGCUUUCUUGUGCUGCCCCGUUUCUGCUCUUGUCCAUUCUACCAACACCGCGUUUUAGAAACUGGCGACGCCUUCACGUGCCCCCACGAGCUUGCUGCGCUGCUGCUGCUGCUGCUAGACAACACCCAAAGCGUAACGCAGCAGCUGGAAGCUAAUUCUUAUCGUUUGCUGCUGCAGCAGCACUUGGCUGCAGCAUGGCGGUCUCUGUCGUGCGACCCUAUACCCUAA
Molecule: messenger RNA, 1152 nt
Organism: Eimeria acervulina
Lineage: Eukaryota; Apicomplexa; Conoidasida; Eucoccidiorida; Eimeriidae
Exons: 4
Coding region: 1-1152 (383 amino acids)
Molecular function (GO): zinc ion binding
Source: RefSeq, a predicted model, not a curated record